CAAAAAUCAAAGAGAAAAUGUGUAUUGAGUGUGGCCUUCCUACUGUAUGUGAACUCUUGACGGGGGCAUUUUAUUUGCUCAAGGAUCCAGUAGUAUACGCUACGUCCUCUAAGAGUUUCGCCGACAGGCUUGAGGAGGAAGUCGGGAAACUGGAGACAGAGGCUCAAAGGGUCAACGAUUUGGCACGAGCGGCCACAAAGAAUCUUCGGCGUCACAAUGACUGCUUCACGAAGUGGAAGGAAAGUGCCGACAAGGCCUUGGAGGAGGCGCGGAACCGGUUGGAGGCCUUCAAAAAGGAUAGAAAGAGUUGCUGCUACGGGAGACUUCCCAACCCCUAUUGUCGCUAUAAGUUCAGCUCAGAGGCCAAGGACAAGAUCGAGGACAUUAAGAAUCUCGCUCAAGACAGCGUCAGAUUCAGGACAGUGGACGACAUCUGCUUCGUCGGUCCUGCUCCGACUCCGGCCAGGAUAGAAGGCGAAGCUGUCGUCCAGUCGAUCACCACAUCGACGGCCUCUGUUUUUUCUGCGUUGACGUCGGUUAAGCGUAGGGAUGAAGGCGUCUUCAAAUCCAGAGCUUUGAUGAUACAGAAAGUCAUGGACGCUCUUGCCAAUAACAGCAAUAGUGUUGUCGGGGUUUACGGGAUGGGCGGGGUGGGCAAGUCCACCCUUUUGGAGGAUGUCAAAAGGAUACUAAUCGAAGAGAGGUCGUUUGAUUGGGUCGCUAAGGCCGACGUGUCGAAAAAUCCAAACAUCCAUACGAUUCAAGGAAAUAUUGCGGAUGCCUUGGGUCUUACUGACAUAACAAACAAACCGACUAUCGAUGCGCGAGCGGAACUUCUGCACAGGAGGCUGAAAGAAGAGGAGAGUAACAAACAGAAGGUGCUCAUAAUACUGGACAACCUUUGGGAGAGUCUGGACUUGAAAUCAGUCGGCAUUCCUUGCGGACAUGGCAACAAAGCCAUAGGAUGCAAGUUGUUGUUGACGUCGAGAGAUCUUAAUGUUUUGCAAAGGGAAAUGGGCUGCGACAAGGCCUUCGUUCUUGAUGAGCUGCAGGCGGAAGAGGCAAGAGCUUUGUUUGAGAGGAUGGUGGGAGACAAAGUUCGUAAGGACGAGUUCAGACCCUUGGUGAAUGAAGCACUCCACAGAUCUGCAGGUUUGCCUUUCCUAAUUGUCCAAAUGGCAAAUCUUCUUAAACACGCGGAUUCAUCUGGAUGGAGGGAUGCUUUAUAUCAAAUUGAGCGCUGUACAAACGAAGGAAUAAGUGCAAAGAUAAAUACGCUGUUGCAAUUAAGUUAUGAUCAUUUAGAAAGCGAGGAUGCGAAAAGCUUGUUACAACUGUGCGCUGCUUAUGCUGUCUCUGAGCCCUCUCUUGAAAACUUACUGAGGUAUGGCUUUGGUUUGGGGAUAUUUCGAAAAUUUAGCAGCAUGAAAAAAGCCAGAGAUAGGUUGAGCGUACUCAUCAGCACUCUCCAAGCCUCCUCCCUCCUGUUGAAGAUUGGAUAUGGUGAUGGUUUCAAGAUACACGACUUGGUCCGUGACUUUGUUGCCCACUUCAUUUUAAGGGAUCACCCUCUUCUUGUGUUGAAAGACAAAGAAAACUGGGAAACAGAGUUGUCGGAGGACAAGCUCGAAAGUUGUAGGGCAAUAUGCUUUACCUACGCUGACAUGAAGGAGCUUCCCAGAGAAUUACACUGCCCUGAAUUGCAGACCUUUCUGUUGUUGACAAACCGUAAAUCUCUUGAGGUCCCAGACUCAUUAUUUCACUCUAUGGGGAAUCUCAUGGUCUUAAAUCUCACUGGGACACAUCUCACUUGCUCCCCUUCGCCGUUUCAGUUCUUGAAGAGCUUAAAUACUCUGUGUCUUCAGCGUUGUUCGCUAGAUGAUGUGGCCAUUCUUGGCGAGCUAAAAGGGUUACAAAUUCUCAGCAUUGUGGACUCUGACAUUCAGCGAUUGCCGGAACAAAUUGGGCAACUGGUAGAGCUCAGAUUGUUAGAAUUGAGCCGUUGUUCAAAUCUUGAGAUAAUUGAACCGGGUGUACUUGAAAGCUUGACCAACUUGGAGGAGUUGUACAUGGAGCAUAGCUUUGAUCAAUGGAGUGCGGGGGAGCAAACUCCACCAACUAACGCAAGUCUAAUUGAGUUGAAUCACAUGAAGAAACUAUGCACUCUGCAUGUAUCCAUUCCCGACCCGAGUGUGCUCCCAAAGGACCUAGAUGUCGAGAAAUUAACUAAAUACAGAAUCCGAAUUGGUCAUGCGUGGCGUUGGAAACAGUUCAAAGGAUCGAGGACAUUGGAGCUGAAGUUGAAUUCAACAAGCGAUAUUCUUCAGGCAAAAUGCAUACAAAGUGUCUUAUGCAAAACCGACGAUCUGUUUUUGGAAGAGUUGAAAGGAAUUGAGCAAAGUAUCUGCCAGUUAUCCCAAGAAGGUUUCCCACAAUUAAAGCAUCUAGAGGUCACGGAUAGUCCCUCCGUCCAUUACAUCCAAUGCUCUUCCUUUCCUACUUUUAAGGCAUUGGAGAGAUUACUUCUCGAGAAUGUCAUCAAUUUGGAGAAGAUAUGCCACAACCGUAUCUCCAUCGAGUCCUUCAGUACAUUGAAAGUAGUAAAAGUUGAAAGUUGCGACAAGAUGGAAGUUCUAUUUCCUCGUUCCGUGGUCAGACGACUUCCACACCUAGAAAAGAUCAAAGUUAAGGGUUGCGAGUUAAUGCGCGGGAUUGUAGAAGCUGAUGAUGAUCGUGGUAAACUUGAGUUGCCCAAGUUGCGCGUAUUGAAAUUGCGUGAAUUGCCAAAUAUCCAGAAUUUUAUCACCGCCGGUUCGGCUCCUUCGAGCAGUACAUCAGACGACCAAGUUGGCACUCAAAUUGCGUUCUUCAAUGGACGACAGGUAACUUUCUAUGAAAAGAAGAUUAAUUAUUAAUUACUUUUUCCUCCCUUUGCUAAUUAGAUGCAGCACAUAUUAUGAUGCCUAUUCAUUUUGUUAUUUUCAGUUUAUUUUCUUCAUAAU
Molecule: messenger RNA, 3002 nt
Organism: Rhodamnia argentea
Lineage: Eukaryota; Viridiplantae; Streptophyta; Magnoliopsida; Myrtales; Myrtaceae
Product: disease resistance protein At4g27190-like
Exons: 2
Coding region: 18-2915 (965 amino acids)
Molecular function (GO): ADP binding
Source: RefSeq, a predicted model, not a curated record